Symbiodinium necroappetens is the source of this 219-nucleotide messenger RNA. NCBI's taxonomy places the organism in Eukaryota, Dinophyceae, Suessiales, Symbiodiniaceae. The record is from the annotation of a GenBank genome assembly.
GAGAGCAGCUUGCUGGCCGAGGGUUGGACACAGCUGCAGGAGCUUGAGGACAAGGCCGAGACCUCACCUGCAAAGGCGUCAGAGGCGUCGCUGAGGAGUGACACGGCGGCAGCAGAGGAGACGACACCUCCGCCUUCAAACAAAGCGUUGGAGUUGCUGGGGGAGUACGAAGACCGCGUCAAGGCCGUGUACGAGCGAUACAAUCCGGAUCGACUAUCU